AGGGGCGGGGGCAGCUGGAGGUGCUUGUCCUGAGCUCGGAGGGGACGGGACCCCCUAGCCCGCCCCGGGAUGGGCGGCAGCGAGAGCAGCAGGAAGGUCUCGUUCGAGCUGGACGAGCAGGAGCGCGUGCGGGUGCUGCAGGGAGUGCGGCUCACUGAAGAUGUAGUAAAUCGAAUGAAAGAGUCUUCUCAACCAACAAGGGACCAGAGACCAUCUUCCUUUCCUCCUCCCUCUUCCCGUGGCACUACAUCUCCACAAGCUGCAGAAGAGAAGGCCAAGUCUCCUACAGGAGUCCAGCCACCAACGGUGAAAAGCUCUGGUCAGAAGCCUUCAGAGGCAGAGGAGGACCUGUACAGGAGAUAUGAGCGAGAGCAGGCACUGGUCCAAGAGGAGCUCCUUCGGCUGGCUAAGAGGGAACGGGAGGCAGCUAGUGAGGCCCUGAGUACUGCCCUUCAGCGGGAAAGGAGCAGCACCAAUGAAGAGAGGCAGAGGGCUGCUCAGCUGCCUGCGGAUUUGGACGCCUGGGCCCAGGAGCUGCAGAGCAAAGAGGUGGAGCUGAAGCGUCAAGAGACCUUCUAUAAGGAGCAGUUGGCCCGCAUCGAGAGGAAGAAUGCUGAACUGUACAAGCUGACAUCGGAGCAGUACCAUGAGGCGGCCACCAAUGCUGAGCAUCGGAUAAAACAAAAGCCUGAUUUAGCUUACUCAGUGGGAGGGGGAGAGGAGGAACUGAAAUCCUGGAUUUCAUGCGUGCACAGCCUUCCUUCCCAUUGGACAGCAGAGAAGCAAAGGCGAAGGAGCACUGAACCUGUCUGUGCCGGGCUGCAGUCAGAAAUCUUGAAGUGCUACCAAGCAAACAAACAUGAAGUACUCAAGUGCUCGGAGCUGGCCAAAGAGUACCAGCGCUGCGUCAGUGCAGCUCGGAAGGAACUUCUAGUGAAUUACGGAUAAAUUCUGGCAGCUGUGAAAGAGCAGAGCACAGGGACCACAGAAGCCCUCAGAAGCCCAGUGUCCUUGGAUAAACACAGACCAAACUUGGUGCCUUCUGUCUAUAGCAGUCAGGAAAAUGACAUGAUUCCUCUUCUAAAUGCCUGCAUGUAAUGGUCUCAAUGGAUGUGUUUGAAGGUGGGGGAGGGAGGGAGGGCUUGGGGAGAGCAGCAUUGAUCUGGGAAAUGUGCUUCAUCUUUUUAAAUUCCAUCAUUGCGAACAGGAUGCCCACGAACACAAGUGGGCACAGCCUGGUUUGUCACAUAGAAGCCAUCUAACACAAGGCCCAUCGCCCUCGUACUAGCUUUGGUUUUGCUCACCCAGUCUUUCACGAGCUGUUGCCUUUGUCCUUGUGCUCCAGAGAAAGGAAUCUGAAAUAUUCAGGGAAGUAACCCUGACCUGCUUGUUAGGAUUAACUGUUCCUCGUGUGCUCCUGUUUGUAACACCAGCAGGCACAUUCCUUCCCUUGCAAGGCUCCCUCCAAAGAACAAUAAAGUGUUUAAUGGUC
This is a messenger RNA of Alligator mississippiensis (American alligator), 1492 nucleotides long. It is a transcript of the gene CHCHD6, whose product is annotated as coiled-coil-helix-coiled-coil-helix domain containing 6. Gene Ontology annotation, cellular component: MICOS complex; mitochondrion. Gene Ontology annotation, biological process: cristae formation; DNA damage response. NCBI's taxonomy places the organism in Eukaryota, Metazoa, Chordata, Crocodylia, Alligatoridae. The record is from RefSeq and is a predicted model, not a curated record. The transcript is spliced from 10 exons. The coding region runs from base 70 to 948 and encodes 292 amino acids.